Molecule: messenger RNA, 2980 nt
Organism: Odobenus rosmarus divergens (Pacific walrus)
Lineage: Eukaryota; Metazoa; Chordata; Mammalia; Carnivora; Odobenidae
Gene: DAXX
Product: death-domain associated protein
Exons: 7
Coding region: 534-2771 (745 amino acids)
Molecular function (GO): histone binding
Source: RefSeq, a predicted model, not a curated record
CUCCUUCGCCUCAGAGAGUCUAGGAGUUAGGGGUGAUUCUUUAGGAUGGGGUGCGGGUGUGGAUUGGAUUUGACGUGUUUGAGAGCGAAAGGGGGAAGGCUCGUGAGGUGGUGCUGACGGGGGUGUGGUAUCUGUGUGAGGGAAUGUCGAGGAAAUCCAGAGGGCAAUGCGGGAGAUGGUCCAGGGGUUGGAAGAAUCAACUUGGCAAGUAUGAGAGAUAGUGGGGAAAACGAAACAGAGACUGGAUAACGACAGGAGGGGUGCAGCUGGGGGUGGGGAACUUAAGGUUUUCAGGUGGUUUGGGGCUCCCGUAGUAAAAGGCCAGAAAAGCGUCUGGUACUAAUAGUUGCUAAAGAUAGGCGGUGAGGACACUGUUGGGCAGGGCUGGGUGUUACUGAAGCCCAAGAAGAUUGGAAAAUGUGUGAGAUGAAGGGAUGGGCUGUGCUGGAGGGGCUCUUUCUGAGGCCCCAUCCCCUUCCAGCAGGAAUCCCGAAAUCCCCAACACUUCCUCCCUCCGGGGGAUUUGACCCCCCAUGGCCACCGCUAACAGCAUCAUCGUGCUGGAUGAUGAUGACGAAGAUGAAGCAGCUGCUCAGCCAGGGCCCUCCCACCCACCCCCCAAUCCGGCCUCACCCAGGGCAGAAGCCCCUGGCUCCUCCCAGCCCCAUGGGGCUGGAGGAAGCAGUAGUUCUGGCGGCAAGAAAUGCUACAAGUUGGAGAAUGAGAAGCUGUUUGAAGAGUUCCUUGGCCUGUGUAAGACGCAGACAGCAGACCACCCUGAGGUGGUCCCCUUCCUCUAUAACCGGCAGCAGCGUGCCCACUCUGUGUUUUUGGCCUCGGCGGAGUUCUGCAACAUCCUCUCUCGGGUCCUAUCUCGGGCCCGGAGUCGGCCAGCUAAGCUCUAUGUCUACAUUAAUGAGCUCUGCACUGUUCUCAAGGCCCAUUCAGCCAAGAAGAAGCUGAACCUGGCCCCUGCUGCCACCACCUCUAGUGAACCCUCUGGAAAUAACCCUCCCACAGACCCCUCCUCGGACCCCACAAAUGCCAAGACCACUGCCUCUGAGGCCCCAAGGACCCGUGGUUCCCGGCGGCAGAUCCAGCGCUUGGAGCAGCUGCUAGCGCUCUAUGUGGCAGAGAUCCGGCGGCUGCAGGAAAAGGAGUUGGAUCUCUCAGAAUUGGACGACCCAGACUCCACGUACCUGCAGGAAGCAAGAUUGAAGCGUAAGCUGAUCCGCCUCUUUGGGCGGCUUUGUGAGCUCAAAGACUGUUCUUCCCUGACGGGCCGUGUCAUAGAGCAACGCAUCCCCUACCGUGGCACCCGCUAUCCAGAGGUUAACAGGCGCAUUGAGCGGCUCAUCAACAAACCGGGGCCAGAUACCUUCCCUGACUAUGGAGAUGUGCUGCGGGCUGUGGAGAAGGCAGCUGCUCGCCAUAGCCUCGGCCUCCCCCGACAGCAGCUCCAGCUCAUGGCUCAGGACGCCUUCCGAGAUGUAGGCAUCAGGUUACAGGAGCGACGCCACCUUGAUCUCAUCUACAACUUUGGCUGUCACCUCACAGAUGAUUAUAGGCCAGGCAUUGAUCCUGCAUUGUCGGAUCCUGCCUUGGCCCGGCGCUUGCGAGAAAACCGGAGCUUGGCUAUGAGCCGGCUGGAUGAGGUCAUCUCCAAGUAUGCAAUGAUGCAAGACAAGAGUGAGGAGGGCGAGAGGCAGAAGAGAAGAGCUCGGCUUCCUCGAGCUACCUCUUCCCACACUGCAGACCCCCCGAAAGCCUCCUUGGAUUCUGGUGAGGGCCCUAGUGGAAUGGCAUCCCAGGAGUGCCCUACUCCUUCCAAGCCCGAGACGGAUGAUGAAGAAGAUGAGGAAAGUGAUGAGGAAGAGGAAGAAGAGGAAGAGGAGGAAGAAGAGGAGGAGGAAGAGGAAGAGGAGGCCACAGAUUCUGAAGAAGAGGAGGAUCUCGAACAGAUGCAGGAAGGUCAGGGGGCCGAUGAAGAGGAGGAGGAGGAGGAGGAAGCAGGCCAGGAUGGAGACAGGAGCCCCAUGUCCCCACCACGGAUGUCCACUGAAAAUAAUCUGGAACCUAGCAAAGGGAUCAGCAGGUCUGGGGGGGAACAGCAAAACAAAGGACUCAUGGUGUCACCGUCUUCACUGUCAGAAGAGCCCUUGGCGCCCUCCAGCGUAGAUGCUGAAAGCAAUGGAGAACACCUCGAGGAGUUACCCCUGGAGGAGGAGAGCCCUGUGUCUCAGCUCUUUGAGCUAGAGAUUGAAGCCUUGCCCCUGGAUACCACCCCUUCCCCUGAGGAGAGGGACAUUUCCUCUUCUAGGAAGCAAUCAGAGGACCCCCUCACCACUGUCUUGGAGAAUGGAGCGGCCAUGGUCACCUCCACUUCCUUCAAUGGAGGCGUCUCUCCUCACACCUGGGGAGAUUCCUGUCCCCCCUGCAAGAAGUCUCGGAAGGAGAAGCAAACUGGAACAGGGCCACUGGGAAACAGCUAUGUGGAAAGGCAAAGGGCAGUGCAUGAGAAGAACAGGAAGAAGAUACCUACCCUGUCCAGCCCACCUUCUCCCCUGACUUCCAUGGCCCCAGUUGCUGAUUCCUCGACGAGAGUGGACUCUCCUAGCCAUGGCCUGGUGACCAGCUCCCUCUGUAGCCCAUCUCCAGCCCGGUUGUCCCAAACCCCCCAUUCACUACCCUCCCGGCCUGGUACUUACAAGAUGAGUGUGGCCACACAGUGCGAUCCAGAGGAGAUCAUCGUGCUCUCAGACUCUGAUUAGCUGCCUCUCCUCCCCCUCCCAGCCUCCAAAAUGUUUUGGAAUAGUAUUUGGACGAUGGUGGGAAGCUGAUGACUGAGGAAGGGAUUGACUGAGCUAAUCCCCUUUUGGUGGUGUUUCUUUUAAAAAAAAAAAAACAAAACAAAAAACCAACAAAAACUUAAGUUUUACACAGAAACAUUAAUAAACAAUAAAGUUCUUUUCUUAUUGUA